Messenger RNA from Symbiodinium sp. CCMP2456, 627 nucleotides. The record is from the annotation of a GenBank genome assembly. NCBI's taxonomy places the organism in Eukaryota, Dinophyceae, Suessiales, Symbiodiniaceae.
AUGGGAAGCUUGUACCGAGACUUCGUGGCAGCCACCCAGCUGGCGCUGGACAAAGCCAUCACCACCUACCAGGAUUACUUUCCUCAUGAGGCUCCCGAGCCAGACCUGAAGGGUUUAUUUCCCGUCGGUGUCAGCACCAUGAUCAUGAAAGAGGAGAACCUGUGCCACAAUGCGCUAUGCCGCCUCGAAGUUGCCAGAAGCAAGGGAGGCGACUAUGCUUUCGCUGUCGACAGGAAUGGCUUUCAUUGGAAAUGCGUGAACCGCAUGCAGAUCAAUGACGAAUCUGGCCGAUACGAGAAUUGGGCAUGCAUACCGCUCGCGUGCUUCAAGAAAGAAGGUACGAUCCUGGGAGGCUUCAAGUUCGAAGAGAAUUGCAAGAAACCUGCAGUGAUCGUCAAUGACGACGGCGCCGUCGUCGAAGAGGCACCAGAAGAAGCAGAGGAGUAUCCUCCGAUUGAGCUGUUGAAGGCCCCGCUGCGGCCUGAUGAGAUGGCUGUCCCAUCAUCGCUUCUCGUCUUGCCGCCCUGGUGGAACAGCCGGCCGAUCAACUUAGUCAUGAACAGACCGAGGAAAUUUCUCCGAAGAGGGCGGCAAGGUGAGAGUCGUCGUGACCAACACUUUCUGUAG